Messenger RNA from Cuculus canorus (common cuckoo), 3167 nucleotides. RefSeq lists its product as uncharacterized. The record is from RefSeq and is a predicted model, not a curated record. Lineage: Eukaryota; Metazoa; Chordata; Aves; Cuculiformes; Cuculidae. The transcript is spliced from 4 exons. Bases 1029 to 1694 code for a protein of 221 amino acids.
UAAGAAUCAGGUAAGAGUGAUGGAGGGGAGAGGCAGAUGAUGAAGGGAAGUGAUAAGGAGAGGAAGAGGUAGAGGGACAUGGAUAGAAGGGGAAAACCUGGGCUGCUCAGGCUAGAAGGAACUCUCAUGAGGAGCUAAUCUGACCACCCGUGUGUUCUAAAGCAUUGAAAUAGAAAUGAGCAAACAUAGGUAAAAAAGUCCCCUGAAUAUUUGCUUGUCUGGAAGAAUGAAUUUGCGUGCUCCGGGCUGUGCCCUCUCCUGUGUUUGCUUUCUGCAAAUAUACAGCCCUCAGGUUUUACCCAUGCAGACAUUGGAGGAGAACUAGUCGCAGUAUUGUUCACACAAAUUAGUGCAGAGAUGAAUUGGCUCUUUCCAAAUGCCCAGUAGGGAGCAGGACCCAGCAAACCAUCCCGAGGAACCAUCCUGCCACCACGGGCUGCUGGGGAACAGACUCACAAUGACGCAUUUUUAGAAAAAUCACAGAUUUUAAGAGCAAAUUGAAUAAUUGUGACUUGCCAUCCAUAUCUGAGGAGCUUGCAAUCCACUUCCAGACAUGCCCUAGGCAGAAAAGCAGGAAGAUAGUUUUUCUUUGUGUGAAGUUUUGACUUUGCUUUUCCACAUAGGAGUGUGAAAGUGGCUGAUGUAGUGAUGUGUUCUUGAUUACAGGUGUGUUUGGAAGGGGACACAUAGAGCUCUGUGUGUUGGCAGGGCUUGUACAUGUGACUGUGACCUGGUGAAUGGUUUUAUAAGGUCAUUAGGAUCCUUUGUAGCUCUCUAGGCUGCUCUAGAGGGAAACCUCUACCCAGCUGUGGCCAGAUGUGAAGGCCAGGUGGUGUCUGCUUCUGCUCAGCUCUUCUGUUCUGCUCUUGCUGAUUCUGUUUGCAGCCCCCUAACUCUUUAAAAUUCCUGUCCAGUUGGCCCAGUCAGUCUCCUGUUUUUAUUCCAGCCAGUGGCUUGGUGCAGAUGUAAUUCUGCAGUGCUGGGCAAAGCAGUAGCUGCACUGUCCUGCUGGAAUAAGGACAUGGGACAUGCUCCUGGUAACCCUAAGGAGCUGUAGGGGUCUCCAUCCCAGCAGUACUUCUAGUUCCCCACAGAUGGGAGCAUGGGAGUUUGGUGGGACAGAGCAGGCCCUCUUCAAGCAGGGGAUUUCUGUCCAGAGGAGGAGACGUGAUGCUUUGCAGUCCCUUUCUCACUCGCUGGUUUUGAGGCCUGUAAAAAAACCAAAAAAAUCUGCUGUGUUGGGGGAUGCUGUGAGUGCCUGGGGCAGGUGCUACCUUGGAGCAGCUCUGUGCUGUGAUGGAAAGAAGAUGCUAAUCCACUUUGUCAUCUCUCCUCAGAGCAAACGGAGCCCUCAAGGAGUGGAGACCAUCAUGUCUGAAUACGGGAAAACUGGCAUGGCAUAUCCAAUGGUUCCCCAAAGUGCCUCUGAAGCAAGUAAUGAAACUGGUUGCUGGAGAUGUCAAGUCCCAAGGUACAACCGUCAGCCUCACAGAAUGCAGCAGUGGAAGGCAGUGAGGACAGCUCUGUGGGUCACUGGCCUGGAUGCUGACGUGCCUGAUGGCUUCUCGUUGUCUCCUGCACCAAGCCCGAUGAAAAAGAAGGAGACAAGGAGAGACUUUAAAAGAACAAUCUUUGGGCCUGCAAUGCCACAUCCUUUGAAUCAACAUGACCAUGGGCAGAUGAUGCUGAGCUAGUGGCUGUGUGUCAGGGCGUGUCGCGUCAGCCAGAAUGCAUGGAGUGAAACCUACCCCUCCAUGCAGCUGCAUCUCCUUGGGCUGCAUUGUUUAAACCCAUCCCAAUAUCUCUGAAACUUACGCUUUGGAAAUCAGGAAGGAUGCUCUUUUUCUUGGCAUUUGCAGUAUUACCUGGGAAGGAAGACUACUGCUGGCCUUGACCCAAGAGAAAGCCUCCAGAAUGGGAGGUUCAGAAGAGAAAAGCAAUUCCUUUAGAGGGUUUUAUAAUUGAUCUGAGUCACGGGAAGCAAUUAAUGUGGAGCCCCAUGGUAUUGCUUCAAAGCAAGGAUGGAUUUUCAAGUUCGUAACAGAUAAAACCAAGAAAAGGGGUCCAGUGGAAAUUUGUGUUUUGAAUGAAUGAAGCUCCUCCUGCAGCAUUUGCAAGUGCAGCUGGUUUUCAGAGAGUUUUUUUCCCCUUCUUUUUAUUGAAAAUGCCAAACUGUUGAAAGCAAAACAGCUUGUGAAAAUGCGUGGAUUGUGAGGAAACUUCAGUCUCACAGAAAGAAAAAGGGAGGAAGUGGUCAAAACAUCAAAAUGCUUGUGCAUAAUACACUGUAAUGUAUAUAAAAUAAUUUAAUAGUAAUGGGUAAUUAAAAUCAGGACAAAACGUUUUGAUUUUAUCCAACUGUGCUGAGUUGACUGACUCAAAAUGAUUAAAUUCCAGUUCACAGGGAAAACUCUGCCUUUGUUUUGUUCCGUUUUGGAACAUGGGCUGUUUUGAAACACUGGACUCUCCUGAGGAGCAAACUCCCAAUUUCCUCUCGGCAAUAGCUGCUGUGAGAGGUGGGCUGGUCUGAUGGAGGAGGGGAACGGGGUCCCCACCAGGGAGCUGGGCAAGACUUAUAGUGAAUUCCUACAGGAAAACUGAGCGUGGUAUUGACAUUACCCACAGCAGAAACCCAUCCUGGGGAGGGUGAGGAUCCAAGGCGUCUGGGACUCCGGGGUUGGCUUCAGUGGUGUGCACGGAAAAUGCAACCUCCUAGGACCUGUGUAAACUGGCUGGGCCAGUGAUAUCUUGAUGAGUAGUGGCUCUCAGUGGUAAAUAAUUUGGUUGAAAGCACAUGUGCAGUUGGGGGGAGAGCAACACAUACCAAAGUCUUCUAACAGGGCAAAAACGUUUUCUUCCUCUGCUCAUCCAAACAUCUCUUCUCCUGGGAUGCUCUGCUAUACACCAUGCACAGCCUGUCACUAAUCUGGAGGUCACAGCUCUGGCUCAUCACUGACCCCUCUACCCCAUUCUUUUUUUCUGGGGUUAUUAUAUGAAAGCAAAGACAAUUUAGUGCUGGUGACACAAGCAAGGAUGAGGAAUUAAAAACAUAUUCAAAUCCAGCUUCCUUUCUGAUGUGGUGCUGGCAAGUCGCAAGUAAAUCUGAGAUAGUGAGUAGUUGUCUUUCUCUGAGCACAGCCAAGGGAAGAUAGACCUGCUUUUUAUGA